GCGUGUGGUGCUCUCUCCUGAAAAUAGGAACCGGGACCGGAAAAAACGAGAUGGUGCGGUGGUUGUCGUCUCCAGUCUAUUCUAGUGGUCCGAAAAUGCCGAUAGAUGUAAGGGGCGGGGUAUCCGUCGUCCUCCCGGAAGAAGGAACGUGGACGGACCUGCAACCAGAGUAUCAAUUUGUGAUUCUGGAAGAAAAGGACGCGUUCCUCUUGAUAGAGAGGAUAUGGACUAAGGUCAGCUUGACAAGACUGUCGCCGAGCUUGAUGGACUUGGAAUUUCGGGGAACGGUAGAAGCCCGGGGGUGGGUCUACUUGUCCCAGGAAAGGGAAAAUGCAAUGGUAACAGAAUUAGUACUGGGGACGGCGUCGGACUCGUUGUUUAGACAAGCGGAACGAGAAGUGGUAUGGGCAGCGUGUCAGCGGGCGGAAAUGGAAAUGGACAAAGUGGAGGUGCGAGUGGAGCUCGGGGAUAGAGGAAAUGUGAGACGGCCUUUUAGGGCAAUGAGAUGCGUGCUACCCCCAUUUCUGGUGGAUGCGGUCUUUGGGACCAGGGGCAUGUUAGAACAAAUAUGUCAGUCAAUGACGAACUUGAGGUUGUACCAGUGCGCCCUGCAGGACUUCUUUAGACUGUCGGUAGAAAUGGGGCCGUUCGGAGGGAACUCGGCGGAGGAAUUAGCGCAUAUAUUGAACCUCCUCAGCACGGAUGACGUCUUUGUCCCUAGCCCAGUGCACUGGCGGAUAAUUUAUCGGAAUGUGGCUGUAGGAGGGACCUUCCUAAAAGGACUGAAGGACUUAUACUUUGACGAGGAGGAUGAUUUCAGUGAUGACGGGGACGAUGACGAGGUAGAGGAAAUUGUCAUACCUAUGGAUAGAACGCGUCUGGAACCCGCUAAGGGAAGAGGAAGGAUGGAGGAGAUUGUGGAAGGUAGGGUGGAAUCGGUCGGGACCGUCAUCCUCUCUGAGCACGGUUGGCACUUAUUCUGCACCAUGCUCGCCGCAGGACAAAGUCCGAUGUGGCUUCUAGGGGAUGCUGAGCCAAGGGCUCGACAGGCAGGUGAGAAGCUUGCCAACAAAGGAUGGGAUGUGGUCAGCAGCAGGGUCGUGAUAGGGGGAUGGAGGGAGUUUAGGCCCCCCUGUCUACGAACCAAGACUUGGGUACCCGAGUUCGUGGCAGACUGGUUUGGGGGUUUUGAUCACGUCACGGAAGUGGCCAGCACUAUGAAGCGGAUACAUGUAAAUUGCGCAUGGCUGACGGAAGAGUUCUAUAAAACAUCGCUGAAAUUUGGGCCCUUCCACGGCGACAGAGCCUGGGAGGUCCUCAUCAUUUUGGACUUAGACAGGAACGACCGGCUAGAGGUGGCCCCGGAAAUUAAGGAAGCUAUAAUUCGCCGCGAGAUAGCCGUCACACCUUGCUAUGUAGAUGACGUGUUUAAACUAUUCGAAGGGACCGCUAAUCAACAAAUGGCGAUGAGGCGCGCCCGGAUGUCGCGACGGCCACCCACGAAAAGUGGAGGCGGAUGGGAGGUAUCGCUCCCGACAAGCUACAUGGUCCGCGCGAUUGACACCGAAUGGAGAGCCGUGACCUUGGGAAGGGACCAGGCAUUUAUUAUGGUAGAAUGUUUGUGGAACGGUAUGAGGUUCAAUAGGGGGUCGGGGGACGACCUGUACACCGACCUGAAGGUGACAGGAACCGUAUACCUGCCGGGGAUUGGAUGGCACAUGCUAGGAACGGAGUUGGCACUAGGGCAUGGGCUGCUUCCGAUCAUCCAAAGGGCUACUAGGAUAGUGGACCGGAUAGGCCAGGAGAUGCGAGGGAGGAGGAACAUGGGAUUAAGAACCCGGGUGGAGGUAGGAGGAUGGCGAGAGUUUAGGGCCCCGAUGACGGGAUUGCGGGUAGGCAAAGGAAUUGCGUCAGAGGAAGAGGCCGAAGGUCUGCGAAGCAAAGGGAGUCAGGGCACGGAUAGGGGUGUGGAACGGAACGAGGGGUCAAUAAGGGACCGAGAAUCGACAAAACCGGGAGAACCAGGGAAGACGGGAAUGACCUUUCGACAGCGGAAAGUUCGGGGAAAGCCGGGGGAAGCAAAAGAGGACCCCAGGAAACCCGGGGAAAAGCAGAGGGAUAGCAAGGAAGGAGAAGGGACCAAUGUGGUCGGUGAAGCGGGUAGCUCUGAGGGGGGUCUCAAGAGGAUAGUAGCCACCCUCACUCGGGCUCUGAAUAAGAAUCAGGGGUAUCUUGCAGAUGCCAAGAAGAAACUCACUUUCGACGGGGCAAACAUUACGGAGUUCCUGAUAGACUACGAGAAUCUGGCAGCCCUGUUGAAAUGGAGCGAGGAAGAGAAGAUGCAGCAUGUGUCGCUAAGCUUAGGAAGGGACAUUAUGGCCAUCAUCGCCUCUAGUGGAUCCUGGAAAGAGACCCGGAACGAGAUGAUGAGGAAAUACAUGAAGGCAGAGAAAAUGGCAACAGAAGUUGAGUUGGCAGCGGUCCAAACGACGAACUAUGCGACUUACAAUGACUUCCUGAGGGCAUUUACUCUAGUGGCGUUACAGAUUCCCGAGGGAGAGCGCAUAAACUGGAAUUCGCAAGGAGGGAUGCGGCGUGCCGUCAUCAUCCUGAAUAACCUAGAUAUAUCUGUCGUAGAAGCCGAGCCGGUAGCUGACAUUGUUUGGGACCAACCGAGGGGACGCGGACCACAAGUCAAUUUCAUCCUAGAGGGUAAUGGACAGGAUAGGGUGAACAUCACCACCCGACGGACAGGGGCGGAAAAGAAACUUAUUCGAGAUACGGUAAUGGAAGAGGUCGCAGGGACUAGCGCAAAUCAAGGUGAAACCGAGACCGGGGAGCCGGAGAAGGCCUACGGAAAAGCAAUGGAAGAGGAGCCGAUAGACAAAGCGGUGGCGGCAAAGAAGAAAUUUAGGUACCAAAUUUCGAUCCUGACUAUACUAGAAAUUGACGAUACCCUCAACAAACUGCUAGGUACCAUGGUAUUUAGGAGGAUGCUUGCGGUCGCAAGGGACAUGUUCCCGGAAAAAUGCGAGCCGUACAUAAACGACAAUCCCAUAAAAGGCGCGCAGAACAAGGAUGAGACAGAGGUCCAGUCGGGCAUACGAAAGUUCGUUUGGGAUCACCUACAGGAUAUCAAGGACCUACUUCAGCGGUUCCUGGUAUAUAAUAUUACCACAAGUGGACCAAAGAGCAUCCUGGCGGUCCCACAAGUGACCAUACUGGGUUUUCGCUGUGGGGUCUAUGGGAGGAAGCCCGACCCGGCCAAGACGGAUAAGAUCUCUCAAUGGCCAACACCCUUGCGCACCACAACGGAAGCACGAGCCUUCCUAGGGGUGGUUGGAUUCUGGAGGAUCUUUAUCAAAGGCUUUGCAAAAAUAGUUGAGCCUAUCCGCGCAAUGAUUAGGGAAGGAGGGACUAUGGAGUGGACCGCGGAUAGGGAAGCAGCAGUCCAGACCCUCAAAGAAAUCCUGGUUUCCGAUCAAGUCACUUUGGCAGCACCCUGCUUCAAUGACGAAGUAGGACGACCCUUUACCCUGGAAACAGACGGAGGACCAUUGGCGGUAAGAGGAGUCCUGAUACAAAGGAGCGAGGAGGGCAAGGAAAGGCCUAUCAGAUUUGAGAGUAGGACCCUGAAUUCGGCAGAGCGGCGAUACUCACAGUUCAAGAAAGAGGUUUUAGCCAUUCUACAUUGCCUCAAGACCUUUCAGGCAUACCUAUUCGGAAGACGGUUUAUCUUGAGAAUCGAUCCGACUAAUGUCGCUGGGGCAUUAAAGAACCACAAGCCUAUAGACCCGACCAUUGGGAGACGGAUAGGCUUUAUCUGGCAGUUCGACUACAAGGUCGAGUACAUCUUGGAUGCAAGAGAUAACCUCAGCGGCUACGUAGAGGCAGUAACUCUUAAGAGAAAGAUCGGAAAGGGAAUGGUUGACUGGAUAGAAGACUUCUACCUAAGGCACCCCUUUGUGCGCAGGUUCAUAGCAGAUAAUGAGACGGAGUUCGUAAAUCACGAAGUGCUAAGCAGGCUCAAGAUGUUGUGCGUACCUAUCAAGAUCAUCGAGCCAUACCAUCCUGAGGCCAAUGCACCUGUAGAAAAGGGGCACCGGACCUUAAAAAACACAAUCGCUAAGCUGGCGGCAAAUAACCUGGGAAACUGGCCUUGGUACCUUAAGCAGGCGGUCUUCUCGGAGAAUAUGACGCCGAAGAGGACGACAGGGUGCAUUCCGGCAGAACUUUGGUAUGGGAGGGAGAUUGAUUUCCCGGUGGAAGCUUUGGUUCCUACCUGGAACAUGCUAGAUGACAACCCGCACAUGUCUACGGAGGAACUAAUCGCCACACGAUACCCACAGGUCGUUAGAAAUGAGGAAGCCUUGGAGGAUGUGGUUAAGUGUGUGAUGGACAGUCGAAUGAGGGACACAGCAAGGUGGGACCAGGUCAAGAACAUCCAGAAGGAGCCGCUCCAAGUGGGGGAAAUGGUACUAGUUAGGAACUUCGCUCUUAAAAGCACAAGGUCUGGACAGCUGGGAAGAAGGUUCAAAGGCCCCUACAUGAUCGCUAAGCGGGUGGGACUAGACACUUUUGAACUUGUCUCUUGACGGUACUGGGAUAAAAGGGUCAUUUCCGG
Chara braunii is the source of this 4624-nucleotide messenger RNA. NCBI's taxonomy places the organism in Eukaryota, Viridiplantae, Streptophyta, Charophyceae, Charales, Characeae. The record is from the annotation of a GenBank genome assembly.